Messenger RNA from Chara braunii, 1427 nucleotides. NCBI's taxonomy places the organism in Eukaryota, Viridiplantae, Streptophyta, Charophyceae, Charales, Characeae. The record is from the annotation of a GenBank genome assembly.
UUGGUGGUGGAUCCUCUCAUGGCCCGUCCCAGGAUGUUUCGUUUAGGGAGAACCCUACUUUCUCGUAAGGAUUGGGGGGUAUGGAAGCCCUGCUCAACGCUGUAAGGAGGAAUCAACGCGAGGACCCAGAGGCGGUCCGAAGGUGUAAGGAGAGGGGAAAAGCAUCCUCCUCUUCGCAAGUGGAAGAUUUGGAUAUGGCUCAGGGUUCAAAACAUGAGGCUGCGGAUUCAAGGUUGACGCCUACGAAGCUGCGUCGCAGGCUCAGUGAGAAUAUGGGGGAACUGCGUAUUCAAGAACUGGAGGAGCACUCACUACGGAGGGAUGGAAGCACUCAACAGGGACAGGAAGCUACCGCAAUCGGGAAGAGAAGUAGGCAGCCGGUGGAGGGGAAGGCCACGGAACGUGAAUGGGCGAAGUAUCUUAUCCCGCUCCUUUUUGUGGCAACGCAGGAGGGCGUAUAUACCCUCGCGUGGACGAAAACUUUAACGGACUCAUCAGCGGCAACGAGGCUUCCCUCUCAGCCGAUAGUGAAUCCGCCCCUACCGCUGGAGAUCGUCAACACUGGCAGCGACAUUGCGGUAAGAAAUGUCCCGGACAUCCCUACUCUGAGAAUCUUCGUCGAAAGGCCUGGAGUUAGACUGAAGUUUUUUACUCCACUAAUUGAUGCUAGAAUAUCACAGGAAUCUCUGGUUCGUUUGGUCGGAAGUGGUCUGUCGCUCUUUCCUUUGGAUCGGCUGCCAAAAGAGGACCAUCCGGAGUUGUCCAGGAUCAAAAUCAUGGGGGACAUCGAUGCUUCGGUCUUGGGAAAUAUUAGCACGAAGCUUCCGAAAUUGCGUUCUCUCUCCUCUCCAGCGUUUUACAAUCGCCUCACGCAAAGUCAUGUUGCCUUAGGUUCUCAGUUCCGAAGAUUGCACUCCCUCAUUGUGAUGUUCGUCUGCUAUCUACUGGUUGUGCUUAAUCUUCUGCUGACCUCGCUAAUACUCGCUAUGCUCCUGAGGGAUAAGAGGGCGAGGGAAAAGUCGUCGCGGCCAAGAACAGCAUGCCAGUAUCCCGUGCAUAACACAAUUGACACCGAGUAGUCUUAGGCCAAAACCCAAAGAGGGCAAUACCAAUAAGAUAGAAAAAAUUAAGCCCAAACAUUCGUCACCAGCAUCCCUUCCCUCACCAUAACCCUCAGCUCCGCCGCAUCCUCAAUGCUGCCGACGUUCUGGCAGUUCCCCUACGUGUUUCCGCCGGCGCCAGAACCGGCUUCAUCAGGGGGUAGCACCUCCUUGGUUUGAAUGGCGACGGUCAAUCGUUUAAAACGAUUGCCAUCGCAGUUAGUCCUAGUACAAUCUUUGGUACCUUCCCUAACCACCAUGUCCCUCAUAGGUUCCGGUACCUUUCCCACUCAGGAGCCCUUCUUUCAACAAACUUCCCCAACACGU